GAGAGUGCGACUGCGAGUGAGUGUGAGUGUGAGUCUGAGUGCGCGCUUGUGUGAGCGAUUGAUUAAACAAAAGGCAUUUGGUAACCUAGGCCAACUGGAAUUAUAGAGACCACCCCACCAAUACAAGUGACUUAAAAUCAAAUCAAAUAUAAUGGGCUGCAACACCAGCCAGGAGCUGAAGACGAAGGAUGGCGCCGCCAUCGACGCGGUCAGCAACGGGGAGCCGGAGCCGAGUGCCCCGCAAAUGGAGAGCGAAGGUCUUCAGUCCUCCGCAAAGUCCUCAAACAAUCAUACAAAUCACGCCAAAUCAAAUUCAAUUACCUCCAAUGGCGAUGCCAAGGCGCCGAACGUCGGCGGCGGCGGUGGAGGAGGCGCCUCAUCCGAAGCAACAAAUGGCAUUGAUCGUCCCUUCGAUAAGGCGGCAAUCACGGAACUCGACGACGAUGAGGACGAAGCAAAAGCCGCAACAAAAAUUCAAGCCGUCUUUCGAGGCCACAAAGUGAGAGAAACCAUGAAAAAAUCGGAAACCAAAACUGUGACCAACAAUGGGGCCGCCGCAAGUGCUGCAGGAGUCGAGGAGGCAGCCGGCUCCUCGGCAGAACAGACCAAGGCAGAGCUCGAGGCUGAGUUUGAUCCGAACGACAAAGAGCUCUGCCAUGCAGCACUGAAGAUUCAGUCCACAUUCCGUGGCCAUUUGGCACGCAAGCUGGUCAACAAGGACGCGCCCGAGGACGAGGACAUCCAGGAGAUAACCAAGAAGGUGGCCGAGGAAUUGGACAUAGAUCUGACCGAUCCGGAGUUGAACAAGGCCGCCACCAAGAUCCAGGCCUCGUUCCGCGGCCACAAGACACGCAGGGACACCCAGCCCGAAUAAGGGAAUCACCAUUUGAAUUUUGUUGGUCAUGGCUUAAAGGAAUGCAAGUCACUGAAAAAAUAUAGAAAAAUAUAAAUGAAAAAAAAAAACAAGAAAAAAACAACAAAAAAUUGGUAAAUUGUAAAUGUGCAAAAGGCCGAUCGAGACGAGGGCACACAGUUGUAAUCUUUUAAGUGAAUGUACGUUUAACUAAAUGGAAAACCAAAGAAAAUCUCAUAAUAACUAUACAAUACAUAUUAGCUACCAUAAGGAUGAUUUUGCUUAGCUUUAAAGAGCUGAAGGGAGCAUUGUUUGAUUUUCGGGCUUUUCUUGCUAGUUGAAUGUUUCUCAAUUAAUCGGAAAAACUGAGUUAAUUAAUAUUUAAUUAAAUUUAAUUUCGGUUUUCGAACUUAGGAUCUACCAAAGCAAUCCCAAAACAGUAACUAAACCUUAACUAAAGCUAACUAAAAACUAAAAACGUUUAAAGAAAACAAGUUAAAUUUGCAAAGUAAUACUAAAUGUUACAAUAACAAAAAUGGUAAUGGUAAUUAAAGGCACGAUGUUCCAUAAAAUAAACAUUUAUUGUAGACAAAUCGACAAAUGCAAGGAAAAUGCUGAACAAAUUUUUGGGAAAACAUUUUUCCGUUUUGUCUGGCCAAAGCCAAAAGUCAAAGAAAUUUAAUUGUACCUACAUGAAGAUAUAUAAAAACAUAAACAUAAACACGAAGAACAUGAAUUAUAACCGAUGAAACUCGAUGUUGUUGUUUCACAUUAGGGGUAUCCGAGCAACAGGAAGCAGCUACGAAACGUCAACACAAAAACAAUUUUUCAGCCUCUGGGCUCUCUAUAUAUAUACAUAUAUAUACGAGUAUGUAUGGAAACUGAUGGAUGGAUAAACCAAAGCAAAUCGAAAGGCGAUAACUAAUCUGGUGGCACAAUUUUCGUUUUUCUACCAAGGGUAUUACCAAUUUGUCUACUUAACAAGAGAA
This is a messenger RNA of Drosophila pseudoobscura, 1842 nucleotides long. It is a transcript of the gene igl, whose product is annotated as IQ calmodulin-binding domain containing protein igloo. Gene Ontology annotation, molecular function: calmodulin binding. The record is from RefSeq and is a predicted model, not a curated record. The transcript has 3 exons. Lineage: Eukaryota; Metazoa; Arthropoda; Insecta; Diptera; Drosophilidae. The coding region runs from base 152 to 874 and encodes 240 amino acids.